This is a messenger RNA of Salvia miltiorrhiza (redroot sage), 1033 nucleotides long. Its product is annotated as dirigent protein 21-like. The record is from RefSeq and is a predicted model, not a curated record. The transcript has a single exon. Bases 190 to 906 code for a protein of 238 amino acids. NCBI's taxonomy places the organism in Eukaryota, Viridiplantae, Streptophyta, Magnoliopsida, Lamiales, Lamiaceae.
AUCUAGUUACAAAAAUUUCGUACUAGUUAAUGAUGUUGAAUGUUAUCUAAUCCAACCUGUCAAAAGCCAAAGCGUACAAAAAUGAAACUACCAACUACUUCUAAAUUUCCUCUUUGAAGUUUGACCUAGUACUUUAUGAUAUAUAUAUACAAAAGAUACGUGACAUAGUAAAACAAAAGAUAUAUAUACAUGCAUACAAUCAUCCUUCUUCAACACCUCCAAAUUAACUCUCACUCCAAUCUUCAAGAGAAAACCUUCCCAAAAAAGGAAACUUAUAAGAUGAAGAAUCAAACCAUAGGUAGUCUUCUCUUGAUACUCUCCUGCCUCCUCAUCGCCACCCCUUCUCCCACACACGCAAGAAAAUUCCCCGACGCCACCGCCACCGCCGCCUCCGCCGGUAAAGCAUGGGUCCGUACCAUCGUGAGAGGAAGCGAGAACAUAACACAGCUCCAUUUCUACGUCCACGACGUACGAGCCGGCGCGAACGCCACCUUGUACGGCGUCGCUAACGCCUCCAUCACCGCCACCUCCCCCACCAGCUUCGGCCAGGUCAACGUCUUCGACGACCUCGUCACGGCGGAGCCGGACAUCGCCGGCGCGGAGGUCGCGAGGGCGCAGGGGACCACCGCCUCCGCCGGCCUCGAAGACCGGGCCGUCGCCAUCAGCAUGAACUUCUACAUAACGUCGGGGGAGUUCGCCGGGAGCACGGUGAGCAUCGCCGGCAGAAAUCCGGUUACGGAGGCGUCGCGCGAGCUGCCGGUGAUAGGCGGCACGGGCGCCUUCCGAUACGCCCGCGGAUACGCCGUUACGACGACUUAUUUGAACGAUGCAGAGACGAAUUAUAGUGUUCUCGAGUACACGGUUUACGUGAGUUACUCCAACGUGGCACUGUGGAUGGACAUGUGAAACAACUGAUCGGUAUUGAUGUGGGUGGAGUUUGGGUCUCAUUAUAAAUGUGUCGAAGGAAAUAAAAUAUUAUAUGAAUCCUAUUGUUAUAAAUAGAAAUGAAAAUAAUAUUGUGGACGUACAAAAA